Durio zibethinus is the source of this 1753-nucleotide messenger RNA. Its product is annotated as aspartyl protease family protein At5g10770-like. The record is from RefSeq and is a predicted model, not a curated record. Gene Ontology annotation, biological process: proteolysis. Gene Ontology annotation, molecular function: aspartic-type endopeptidase activity. NCBI's taxonomy places the organism in Eukaryota, Viridiplantae, Streptophyta, Magnoliopsida, Malvales, Malvaceae.
GCGUGGUUGUAAGAUAAGAAAAUCAAAUAGAAAUUAAGGUGGACCAUGGGCGCCGCUACCAUUUUCCCCACCUUCCUCUCUGCUUAUCUUCUUCUUGUAUGUCUUGUCUGCUCUUUGAAGGAGGGCUAUUUCUUGGGACGAAUUAGUGCAACUGCCGAGAGCCACCACCUUCAGCACCGCCACACCAUCCAAGUCAGCUCUCUUCUACCCUCCUCUGUUUGUAGCCCUGCAGCCCAAGCUUUGGACAAAAAGGCAUCUUUACCAGUUGUCCAUAAGCACGGUCCAUGCUCUCGACUUCAUCAAGAUAAAGCAAAUAUUCCCACUCCCGCCGAGGUCCUCCUCCAAGAUGAAGCCCGAGUCAAGUCUAUUCGGUCAAAACUUGCCAAGAUUUAUCCAGGCUCCAGCAAUGUCGAGGAGACUGAUGCAGCCACUCUCCCUGCCAAGGAUGGUAGUGUGGUGGGAUCGGGCAAUUACAUAGUAACCGUGGGUCUUGGCACCCCAAAGAAAGAUUUAUCUCUCAUAUUUGAUACUGGAAGUGACAUCACAUGGACACAAUGCCAGCCCUGCGUAAGAUCUUGCUAUAAACAGCAGGAUCCAAUUUUUUCGCCCUCACAAUCCUCAACAUAUUCCAACAUUUCAUGCACCUCAACAGUUUGCAAUUCACUGGCUUCUGCAACAGGCAACUCACCUGGCUGCUCAUCAUCAACUUGUGUCUAUGCUAUCCAAUAUGGAGACUCGUCCUUCUCAGUUGGAUUCUUUGCUAAAGAUACGCUCACCUUGACACCAAGUGAUGUGUACAAUGACUUUCUAUUUGGUUGCGGCCAAAACAAUCGAGGUCUUUUUGGUGGCUCAGCCGGUUUACUAGGACUUGGCCGAGAUAAAUUAUCUUUGCCAUCACAAACCGCCUUAAAAUACAAGAAAUUCUUCUCCUACUGCUUACCAUCAUCCGCCAGCUCAACUGGUUUCCUCACUUUUGGCGACGGUGGCGCCUCAAAAUCCAUAAAAUUCACAACGUUGUCCACAAUCUCCCAAGGUUCAUCCUUUUACGGUAUUGACAUUACUGGAAUAAGCGUUGGUGGCCAAAAAUUAUCAAUCGCAGCAUCUGUUUUCACCGCUGGUGGCGCAAUCAUUGACUCUGGAACCGUCAUCUCGCGGCUGCCACCAACUGCCUAUGCGGCACUGAAGUCUGCAUUUCGAAAACAGAUGAGCCAAUAUCCAAUGGCACAACCACUUUCAAUCCUGGACACAUGCUAUGACUUUAGCAAAUAUUCUUCAGUUAGCUUUCCUAAGAUAAGCUUCUUCUUCAGCGGGGGUGUGGAGGUUCCUAUCGCAGCAAAGGGUGUUUUUUACGUUAGUAGUAUCUCACAAGUGUGCCUAGGGUUCGCCGGAAACAGUGAUGACUCAGAUACAGGGAUUUUUGGGAAUACACAACAGAAGACAUUGCAAGUGCUAUACGAUGGUGCUGCAGGGAGGCUUGGAUUUUCUACAGGGGGCUGUACCUAAGUUUUUAAGCUAAUCUAGAAGAAAAUCUUCAAGUUAGCUGUCAAAUCAUAAUCCAUAUGUAUGACAAAAAAAGAGUGGUUGAAGAUUGAAAUAAUUGAUAUACAGUGAAAGUUAUCCGAACUCCAUAGGUGGAGUCCAUUUUAGUUCAAGUACUUUUCUGCUACUUGUACCCCAUAAUUAAGGAAACAAAAACAAAUGUUUGCUGCAAACUUAUUUACAAUAAUAACCAAGACAUGGUUUUCAAAGGCAA